CAGUGAUAUGUGAUUAUUCCCCACGCAAUGCAACCAAACCGAAUAUUUUUCACCUGUUUCGACCGAACCGGUGACGGUUCACUGAGUCGGUCCGCUCCGACCAUCCGAUUCUAAAUUUAAUGCUAAUAAAUGGCCUUGCGUCGUCCAGCUCUCUCUGCAGACACCGAGCUCCGAAGUCGCCAUUAUUAGGCCUCCGAGCUCCCGAAGCACCGCGUUUUCUUCGAUCUCCGCGUGGAAACCGUAGUGCUCGCUGGAUCAAAACCGUAAGGCAUCUCAACAACCAUGAGGAUUCUCAUCUUUUCGAACCUGUUUUGUUGAAAUCUAGGGUUCCGUUUCGUUCCAAGUUGUCAAAUCCAUGGUUGUCCAGGGGUUUUUCUUGUAUGAUAUCUAACCCAGCGUUUAGGAAGAGGGGAAGCCAUGGAUAAUUCUAUGAUGAAUAGUGGCCUUCUCUCUGGAUCAUCCGCCGGGAUUCUGGACCUCGACCCCUCCGUCCACCACCGCCGCCAACCCCACCACCCCCUUCCUCACCUCCAACCAAUGCCCACCGCUGGCAUCGAUCCCGGCCACCCGAUGCCCCUCUUCGACCCUACUCCCUCCCUCGAUCCCCCGCCUCGCGGGAAGGGCAUCUACCCCUCCGCCAACAGCGAGAAUGACGACCAACUCCCCGCUGCCGCCGCCUCGGCCGAGGGGAACGGCCACGGCCAGCAGUCACUGGCCUCUGCCGGCGCCGGCCAGGGCAAAAAGGGCUCGCCUUGGCAGCGUAUGAAGUGGACCGACGAGGUGGUCCGGCUGUUGAUCCGGAUCGUGGCCUUCGUCGGGGAUGACUGCGCUUAUGAGGCUGUAGACGGGACGGCAGGUGCUGCGAAGAGGAAGCACGGGGCCGCCUUCCAGAAGAAAGGAAAAUGGAAGAUGGUAUCACUCCUGAUGCAAGAGAAUGGCGCCUAUGUUUCGCCCCAGCAGUGCGAGGAUAAGUUCAAUGACAUGAACAAAAGAUAUAAGAGGUUGCACGAUAUCCUUGGUCCUGGGGCCUCCUGCAAUGUCGUCCAUGAUCCUGCAAGCUUGGAGUCCAUGCCCAUUUCCCAAAAAGCAAAGAAUGAUGUCAAAAAGAUCUUAAGCUCGAAACAUCUUUUUUACCAGGAGAUGUGCGCGUACCACACUGGCCAGAGAAUACCCAAUUGUCCUGAUAUCAAUUUGCAGAGCUCUUUGCUAUCACAUGCCGCACCAUCGAAGGAUGGCAAUCAGUGUGUUGAUGGGGAGGAGGAGGAGGAGGAUGAGGAGGAGGAGGAGGAGGAUGACGACGACAGUGGUGGGAACGAAGAAGAAGGGAGCGAAGAGGUCGGAAGGGGGCGCUUUGAGGGGUUCCUUGCUGAGAUAGAUGCAGUCCUUCAAGACCCGACAAGGCCGCCGUUGGAGCGGCGAGAGUGGUUAAAGAUGCGGGCAUUGCAGCUCGAGGAGGAGAGAUUGGACAUCGAGACCGAAGCUCUCGCGAUAGAGAGGCAGAGGUUCAAGUGGCAGCGGUUCAGCAGCAAGAAGGAUAGGGAGAUCGAGAGGUCAAGGUUGGAGAAUGAAAGACUGAUGCUUGAGAAUGAACAGUUGAUGAUUCAGGUGAGGAAGGAGGAGUUGGAGCUGGAUUUCAGGAGAUCAGGAGACCCAUUAGAGUCUGCUGGUUUUCGGAUGGAGGAAGAGCGAGGACGAGAGCAGAUGGAGCCCGGAAGGGUCCACUAAGAUUUUGUCUGUGUGACCAACCAUUGGAGCUUCUAAAGCGUUGGUUGUCACCUUUGUUGUUCAGGUUUCUUCUGUACAGCUGGGGAGGUAUUAUUAAGUAGGCCAUACUUGAUCUGUCUUUCUUCGAAUUCACCAGUAAAUUGGUUCAAUUUCUUUCGAUAUUAAGUUAACUCGAGAUGAUCAUAUUUUAUGAUAUGUUAAACAAGGAAGCUUGUGUUCUCUGUGUUUGCAUAAGGCUCAUGGUGUUUGCAUGGACAUGGACGGGAGAAUCAUAUUUGGCAUGUGUCAUACUUGGCAGGAGGAAGACAAAUGAAGUACUGGGACACAUAGGAAAAAAACAACUAAAUUAUAUACGUGUAAAUUUUCUAAAUAUUUUAUAGUGGAAAAGUGAAAAGAUGCUGCAUGCUACAGUGUUUCAAUAAACAUGUUUGUCAUAUAAUUUCAAAACUUAGUCCAAUGUUUCAAGAACCAUGACAUUGUGCAUUAUUAUUUGAAUACCUCCACACUGAUCUCUAAAAACGGUAAUGGUGGCAUACACUUAUUGUUGGAGGAAUCCUACUCUACACCAACUUGUAAAGUUGCAAGCGAAGAAAUUGUUCACACCCAAGUGUUUUAAUGUGGAUCCAGUUUGCUGAUACAUUUCCGGCAAGGAGUCUUCGAGCUGGAUAUGAGAGUCUAAAUUACACAGGCUGAGUUAUUGCUUUGGCUCACAUUAUGCAGUAUGACUAUAUUGUUUUUAUGCAGCCUUGGGACAAUGAUUUUUUCAUGUACUUUUCAAUAUUUAAAGAAUGUUUGAAAAUGCUAACUUGCUAUUUUCUGGAUGAGGGAAUAUAUCUUUAUCCAUCCAGUAUGUUCCAUUUGUGUCUGCGGCAAGACUACAACCUUUCUGAUAUCUGUCUUUUAGUGUAUUUGUGUGACCCAAGCAAGGUAUGUCACCUUUUGCUUCCAAUUAUUACCACUUACCAGUGGCAUGCUAUUGGUAUGCUACAAAUUUGUUUCUUUCUGUUCAUGUUUACCAGAUGGGAUAAAUGAAAGUUCAUAGGUUGAUUUUUGUCAGCCUGUAUAUGUUUUCCAUAAUAGUUACAGAAACUAAUUUUAUUGGCUCUUUUCCUUCUUUUGGAGAUCAUGCUGCACAAGCAAAAUAUUAGAUGGUCGCUGACUCUCAUAAUAGAGUAUUAGAUGUUGAAGUUGCAAAAGAUAUGAUGGGAAUGUGAGCUGAAUCAUCAAACUGGAUACAAACUUUAUGGUUUUUUCUGAUCUAUAAAAUAACUUAGCUAUAUAUUGUGAGCUUAAGCAAAUUUUUCUGGGGAUGAGUACUAAAACAAGGCCUUAUGGAAUGUUGGAGGAAAGAAACCUUGAAAUGGGGAAGAAUUGUAUAUUCCAGAAAAAAGCAUGGAUGUGUUGGUCUCUGGUGUUAACAUUUAUGAUCUUAGCUCAAGGGAUCUUGCGGUCUUAGAUAACCAACAUGGGUGGUAAAGAUCAAAGAACUAACUGCCAUUUUAGCAUCAAUAAAAACCUGUGAAUGUUUUCUAAUUUUGUUGAUAGGAAACUUAGAAGUGCAAGUAGGUUGGCAUGGACUCGAUUGUAUACGGAAAUGCACAUAGGAGUAUGUCUGUUGGGUAAUUGUUUCAUAAACUGAAGGAUGGUCCCAAAUCAGAUCUUAAAUUCAGAAAAAUCGUAGGCUUGGAAUGCCCUUAAGUUUUCGUUGUUUUAAGUUGUAGGGAUGCAGCAAAUUCUAACCAUGCAUGAUAAAAUGCUUUUGCUGGGUGGGGAGGAGAGAGGUGGCGAGUUAGGUAUCAUACAGUCGUGAUGGUUUUGGCUGGUCUGAAAGAAAAUGGGAAACUUAAAGCAAAGUUUCAGCAUAGUCUGGUUUGAGAUUCAGGUUUUUCGUCAAAAAUGUUGGGGGAAACUUAAAGAAAAAGACUUGAAACAAAAAAAAAGAAAAAAGAAAAAGUUAUGACACACCAUACUGGAGUAUAUUGCGUUAUAUAAUAUUUUUCUCUAUUUAGUUUUGAUAAUUUUACGCCGAAAGCAGUAUAUAUUAAGAUGCGUGAAAAAUCAUGGUAAUUGUCGACACAAAGGUUCCAUAUGGCUGCAGGUUUGGGUUCAUAUCAUGGCAUUGUCCUUCCUGCAGACCUAGUCUGGAAACCAGAUUAGCAAUUCCUUUCUUCUUCUUUUUCUUUUUUUUUUUUGCGCUAUCCUUGUUGAGUUGAGAGGAUGAGUAGAGAGAAAAUUUAGCAUCUCUGGAUAAAAAUGUUGCUGGAUGCUCUUACAAAUGAUUAGUUUUGGAUCCCUCGCUAUGCUAGGUAAAGGAUUCUGUGCACUUUCAUAUCAUCAGUGAAACCAACCUUAAGUUCCAAUUACCGAGCAGACUUGUAGAUAGAUCUUUGCGAUACAUUUUUUUUUUAACCUUUUGUUUUGUCCAUUGAGCUCUCCAAAUUGCACCAUGAAUAGGAAAGCAAUCAAACUAUUGAACCUAGUUGCUGCACAAGAUCGAAACCUUUGAGUAGAUUGUUAUCAUGGGGCAGAUCCUAUGUACUACUACUUGGGCAUCAAUAUUGAUUGAAAUGCAUGAGGUGCUGGAGAGAAGUGGAGAUUUUUAACCGAUUUGAAUGUCUCAGUCUGGUCUAUAAAGACCCUGCUCUUUUUACCAAUGUCUGAUUCCGAUUCUUGGGGAUCUUUGGCCAUUGGCAAUUGAUAGAAAGCUUAAAUUGAUGUGGGGUUCCAACAAGUCAUGCAAUUUUAUCCAAAGCUUGGAACAGAAGGGUGUUCAAUAAUUAGACUGAAACUUUGGAUGAGGUCUGGUAUUCUUUUAGAUGUUCUUAUUCUCCUUGUCCCAAGGGGCCUUACUUAUUUUGGGAGACAUUUUCCUGAAGAGUUAUUAUUUGAAUGCUUUUAUAUCAUUCUCUUACCUACUCAUCAACUUGUUGAGGGUUAAGGAGUGAUCCAUAUGUUUCCUCCUUUUCUUCUGUUUCAUUUAUUAUAUUUUUUGGCUGCUUCUGGUAGAGCGAUUGAUACUUCUUUCAAGUAUAGAAGAUAAUUAGUUUAUCAUAUUGAGAAGCACAAAAGUAGUUAUAUGGUGCCCACAUUUCUACUCUUGCAAGUAAUUAAAUACAUGUAAGAAUAUAAACGAGAACUAAUUGGAAAGAAAGCGUGGUUAUCUAUAUGCAUUCAUGAUCAAUUUAUUUUAUUCAUAUCCCUUCUGCAGGCUUAUUUUCCAUAAAAUAAUAUAUUUUCAUGAGUGGAUCACCUUUGUAAUUAUUCAAGUGAAAAGCAAAUUUAACACUCCUAUUAUUUAUUGUAGCUGCAAAUAGAUAGUGAAUGUUUGGCAAGCUUUGUCAGUUCUGCUGCAUAAAUUGAUAUAUAAACUUCUGAGUUCAUGCAUAUUAGGGUAUGUGCACACGCCUAGGUCCAUUCAUCAAGGUAGCCGCUGAUCUGUGCCCUUUUUUUGUUUAUGUCAAAUAUAUAAAAGUUGUUAAACUUUCACAACAGUAGCUGCAGUUUUCCAUUAUCUAUAAGAUUUGAUCUGUGCUGCUGCCAUUGCUACUUAAGUAUAAUUAGGUUUUCUAUGUCAGCAUCCAUUGGUACACCAUUUUAUCAUAACCAGCAACAAGAAAUGUCUUUAAAAAAAUUUAAUGAGUUUGCUUGGUGUACCUAACAUGUCUAACAGAUGCAUCUCAGUGAGGUACCCGAUGGUCAUAUAUACUUAGUCGAAACAAACUGGAAUUUUCGGCCCUGAAACAGGCAAUUGUUUGUUUCCUUCCAUUUUGCAAGAGACACAUCUUCACUGCUGAACCUAUGGUGGGAAAGCAGUAAAAUAUCAAGCCCCGAAACCUGGCAAGCAGCUGGAGAUCAGCUAUUCUCAAAGGGGAACUUCUACUACUCUAUAGGCCAUUCGCAUAAGUUUCUUCUUCUUCAGGCCUUCUGUGAACCUACUGCUGUAGUUUUUUCUGGUUUCCAUUAAGACAUUCCUUGAUUUCCAACUUCUGGUUCAAGUGAACAGCUUGAGCAGAGGCUAGUUGAAUUUCUUGCUGUUAGUUCAGUGUCAAUUGUCGAUUGAAGGACUAAAAGAGAGGAUGUUUGUAUUUAAUUUAUGUGAUAGGCAUUCUUUUCUGUACAAAGUAUGCUGACACCUACUGAUGUUCACAAUGACGGGAUGGUCUUGAGGAAUAGUUCGCAGGAGAAAACAUUCAGAACUUGGGAAAGAACGCAGAAGUCACCUAAAGAACAGAAGUAACACAUUUGAUAAAAAAUAAGAAAGAAA
This is a messenger RNA of Phoenix dactylifera (date palm), 5989 nucleotides long. NCBI's taxonomy places the organism in Eukaryota, Viridiplantae, Streptophyta, Magnoliopsida, Arecales, Arecaceae. The record is from RefSeq and is a predicted model, not a curated record.